GCUGAAUGUCAACAUUAAAGAUGAAGAGGAGGAGAAAUCGGUUUCUCUUAGACAACUAGAAUUAAGUCUGAGUUCGGUAACAUCAAUAGUGAGGACAAACCCAGCCUGCCUCUCUCCUUCCACACUGAUUCCAAACCUACAGUCAUUGGGUCCUGAUUGUGACAGUGGAGCCCAGUUUGCUCUGCAGGAUCCAGAGAUGAAGCUGGAAGACUGCAGUCAGACAAUGGAGCUGAAUGUCAGCAUUAAAGAUGAAGAAGAUAAGAUAGAGAAAUCUCUUUCUCAAGGAGACCAUGUUGAGACAUUCUCUACAUCCAGAGAGAAACAGCAGGAAGAUCACAGAGCUAAGAGGUCUCACCACUGUCCACAUUGUGAGGAGAAUUUUUCACUUCUAUCAAAGCUACAAUUACAUGUAAAAAUACACACAGGAGAGAAUCUGUUUUCCUGUACUGACUGUGGGAAGAAUUUCACAACCUCAAAGGCUCUGACAGUUCAUCAGAGAGUGCACAGAGGAGAGAAGUCAUACCCCUGCUCUGACUGUGGAAAGAGUUUCUCUCAACUGUGCACCUUAAAAAGACAUGAACAUAUACAUACAGGAGAGAAGCCUUACUCCUGCUCUGACUGUGCGGCGAGUUUCUCUCAACUGUACAACUUAAAAAGACAUGAACGCAUACAUACAGGAGAGAAGACUUACUCCUGCUCUGACUGUGACAAAUGCUUCAAAAGAUCAACUGCUCUAAAGGUUCAUCAGAGAACACACACAGGAGAAAAGCUUUACUCCUGCUCUGACUGUGACAAAUGCUUCAAAAGAUCAACUGCUCUAAAGGUUCAUCAGAGAACACACACAGGAGAAAAGCCUUACUCCUGCUCUGACUGUGGAAGGAGUUUCUCUAAACUGUACAACUUAAAAACACAUGAACGUGUACAUACCGGAGAGAAGCCUUACUCCUGCUUUUACUGUGAAAAAAUCUUCAGAACAUCAUCUGAUCAAAAAGUUCACCAGAGAACACACACAGGAGAGAAGCCUUACUCCUGCUCUGACUGUGGAAAGCGAUACUCUCAACUGGGCCACUUAAAAACACAUGAACGUGUUCAUACAGGAAAGAAGCCUUACUCCUGCUCUGACUGUGAAAAAUGCUUAAAAACAUCCGCUGAGCAAAAAGUUCACCAGAGAACACACACAGGAGAGAAGCCUUACUCCUGCUCUGACUGUGAAAAAUGCUUCAAAACAUCAACUGAUCGAAAAGUUCAUCAGAGAAUACACACAGGAGAGAAGCCUUACUCCUGCUUUUACUGUGAAAAAUGCUUCAAAACAUCAACUGAUCGAAAAGUUCAUCAGAGAACACACACAGGAGAGAAGCCUUACUCCUGCUCUGACUGUGAAAAAUGCUUCAAAAGAUCAACUGCUCUAAAAGUUCAUCAGAGAAAUCACACAGGAGAUAAGCCUUACACCUGCUCUGACUGUGGAAAGAGUUUCUCUCAACUGGGCGACUUAAAAACACAUGAACGUAUACACACAGGAGAGAAGCCUUUCUCCUGCUCUGACUGUGAAAAAUGCUUCAAAACAUCAACUGAGCAAAAAGUUCACCAGAGAACACACACAGGAGAGAAGCCUUACUCCUGCUCUGGCUGUGGAAAGAGAUUCUCUCAACUGGGCCACUUAAGAAGACAUGAACUUAUACAUACAGGAGUGAAGCCUUACUCCUGCUCUGACUGUGGAAAGAGUUUCUCUCAACUGGGCGACUUAAAAACACAUGAACGUGUACAUACAGGAGAGAAGCCUUACUCCUGCUUUUACUGUGAAAAAAUCUUCAGAACAUCAACUGAGCAAAACGUUCAUCAGAGAACACACACAGGAGAGAAGCCAUACUCCUGCUCUGACUGUGGAAAGAGUUUCUCUAAACUGGGGGACUUAAAAACACAUGAACGUAUACACACAGGAGAGAAGCCUUACUCCUGCUCUGACUGUGGAAAGAGUUUCUCUAAACUGUACAACUUAAAAAGACAUGAACGUAUGCAUAUAGGAGUGAAGCCUUAAUCCUGCUCUGAUUGUGUAAAAUGUUUCACAGCAUCAACUGACCUAAAAGUUUGUCAGAACACACACUGGAGAGAAGCCUUACUACUGCUCUUAAUGCGGCAAGAGUUUCUCCCGAUUGGGAAAUGUAAAGACACACCAACGGAUACAUAGUUGACCGAAGUCUUAUCAAUGCACUGACUGUGAGAAGAUAUUCUACAGAUUGGGCCAUUUAAAAAGACACCAAUGUAUACAUAAAGGAGAGAAGCCUCAUCAGUUCUCUCAGACCAGCUAAGAUUAGACACUCCACUUCAUUCUCAUGUCAUUAAAUAAUUGGCAACAUUGAAUUGGAUCAAAUGAAGCGUAGAACGCUCUAUUGCAAAAUUUUAAAAAUAUAUAUUUAAAAAACAGUUAAGGACACCUGCUUUUUCCAUAGCAGACCAGGUGGGCUAAGGAAUGAAAACAUUGGAAACAUACUGCCUGGUCUGAUGAAUCCCUGUUCCUGCUGUUUCAUGCUGAUGGGAGGACUGGGGGAGGAAACCACGAGGACAUACAUCCAGUGGUGGAAAAAGUACCUAACUGUCAGACUGAGUGAAAGUAAUGAUACCUUUAAUAGAAAAUGACACAGGUAAAAGUGAGUCACCCAGUAAAAUACUACCUCAGUAAAAGUCUAAAAGCUUUUGGUUGUAUAUAUACUUAUGUAUUAAAAGUAAUUGCUAAAAUAUACUCCAUCAAAAGUAAAAGUAUGAAUAAUUUCAAAUUCCUUAAAUUAAGCAAACCAGACUGUACAACUGUGUUGUGUUUUUUUUAUAUAUAUUACAGAUAGACAUAAUUUACGAACGAUGCAUUUGUGUUUAGUGAGUCUUCCAGAUCAGAGGCAGUAGGAAUGACCAGGGAUGUUCUCUUGAUAAGUGCGUGAAUUGGACCAUUUUCUGUUCUGCUAAUCAUAAAAAAUGUAACAAGUACUUUUGGGUGUCAGGGAAAAUGUAUGUAGUAAAAAGUACAUUUUGUUUAGGAAUGUAGUGAAUUAAAAGUUGUCAAAAAAUAUAAAUAGUACAGAUACUACAAAAACUACUAAAGUAGUUCUUUAAAUCAUUUUUACUUCAGUACUUUACACCACUGCCUGCAUCCAUGCCGUGUGUCAGCAUUUCAGGCUGGUGGUGUGUUUUCAGGGCUCACAUUGGGCCCCUUGAUAAAAGUUGAACAAUGUUUGAAUGCCACGCGAUAUUGUGAGAGCAAAAUUGCAAGAUUACGUUAUAUUAGUUUAAUUUUAUCAAAUGGUUGUUUUAUGCAACAGAAUAGAGGGUUCUUAUAACUCUAUGGUUUCUGUGUGAACUGAAAAGUGGGCCUCUGGGAGAUUUAACACUGACAGAAGAUUUACAUUGUCUUGGGUUGAUAAACCUAACAAGACCGCAUUCCAUAGCAUGAGUUAAUGUUUCUGUCCUGAGGUACCAGGGGGAAAUGGCUCCAGUGUGGAGUUGGGGGGCCAGACCCUGGUCUCUAGACAAUGAGAAAUUAGUAUAUUUCAUAUGAAUCCUUACCUUGUGGCCCAUUUCAUAAAUCUGUUGUUUGUAAUGAACAUCCAGGAGGAUGGACUUUGCUAUAAAAAUGCUGUGGCUUAGUCCUGCUGGUUGGGCUCUCAACGAAUCACCUACGGUCAUUGACCAGCUCCAUUACUGCAGUAAUUAAUUAAUAAAGUUAGAUUGUUUUGAAGAAAUGUAUAAGUUUCUCCUUUUGAUUACAAUAAUUCCACCACAAUAUCUAAACAUCAUUGCCAAUCAGGUGCAUCCCUUCAUGGCGGCAGUGCAAAUGGAUUUUCUUUUCAUUAGGAUUAUGCCUUAUGCCACAAGGCUUGUCCAGGAAUGGUUCCAAGAACAUUACAGUGAAUUCAGCUCACGGAAGGAGAUGGAACAAGCUAUUCGGAGAAGAUCCACUCCCAGCCAACUUGACACGAUUGUAGGAAGCAUUGGAGUCAACAUGGACCAGCAUCCCUGUCGAACGCUCUCAACACCUUGGACAGUCCAUGCCCAAAGAUUUUAGGCUGACAUUCUAGAUGAUUCUGUGUAUCGUAAAUUCAAAUAAAGUUCACAUAAUAAUCAUUUCUAAAAUCUAACAAUUUGAAAUUAUAGCCUAUUUGGUAAUGACAGUCAUGACACUUUUUUUAACUGGUGCAUAAAUAUUUUAAAAGACUUUUGGAAGUGUGAUACUUAGAAUAAUGUCAAAAGUCUGGGUGUGAGAAUGCUUUAUAAAAUUAAAAGCUGAAAAAAUAGUGAGGUUAUUUAGUAUCUACUUAAUGGAUGUGAAAUAAACAUAUCUAAAUUAAAGUCUUCAAGACUAUUUACAUAAUCAACUGGGCAUUACGACAUCUAUAUAGUCUUGGGUAUAUAUUGAGCUCUAACAAAUGGUGUGUGUAAAAGGUCUGUUGAAAUGAAUACUGUAGUGGUGUGAGAAAGGUAACAAGCUUCCUCUCUGGUUCUAUUCUCCAAUAGUAACUGGGUCAUUAUUGAAUUGCAUGGGUAAUACUGUUUCUUGGCUUUGGUACGCUAUAAAACACUUAUUUAAUAAGAAAACACAAGCACUUUAUACUGAUAAACAUCUAUUUGUAUGCACUGUAGACAUCACUGGUGUCUAACGAAUGGGCUUGUCACCAUGGUGAUGUGUAGAGAUGUAGUGACAUGAAUUAAACAAAGACAUUCAGUAGAUCAAUAAAACUGCAGUAGUGUAUCUGGUCUCAAAGCUGAUGCUGAAAAACCAUGUCAGUGCUGAGGUCAAAUGUAAUGCUCAUUUACAUUUCCUGUUUGUUUCAGCUUCAUACAACCAGGAAUUAUUUAGCUUAAAACAGUUUUUAGUAUUUAAUGAUAGAGAAGCGAUUGAGCAGCACAAAUUCAUUCAAGUCCAACUUUAUUUUAUAUUGUCAGAUCAAUUAAGUUCAAUUGAGUAAUUCAAUCACAUUCAUAAUAAAAUACAAUUUAAUAAACAUGUAGUCAUUUCAUAGCCUGUGCAUCAGUAGUAAAAUGUAUCUACCCAAACCAGUGGUGAAAACUGAUCACACCAUCUAUGAUACAUGUAGUGUCUACCAGUUCAUUCUCACAGAAAGCUGAAAACAGCAUUUCCUAUCCACCCUCCCCCAGAUCAUUGUGACAACUGUAAUAAAACAGAGGGGAUUUCUUCCUUCACCAUCAUACCGGAAAGAACAUGCAUGUCAGGGGUAGAAUUUCCUGUAAAACAACAUUUGUGGUAUAUUUCCUGGCCAUGUGGUUAUUAUUUUGGAAGGUAUAAUACUCCUCCCACAGAUGAACAACUGGAUUGAGAUCUGGUGACUCGUCAGGCCACUGCAGUAAACUGAAUUCACUGUCAUGUUCUUGGAACCAUUCCUGGACAAGCCUUGUGGCAUAAUCCUGCUGAAGAAAUCUAUUUGCAGAUGGAUAAACUGCUGCCAUGAAGGGAGGCACCUGAUUGGCAAUGAUUCUUUAGAUAUCCUGUGGUAUUCAAACGUUGCUCCACUUUUAUCAAGGGACCAAAUAUGUGCCAUGAAAACACCCCACACCAUCACCACCAGCCUGUAAUGAUGACACACAGCAUGGAUACAUGUACUCAUGGUUUCCUCCAUACCCUAGUCCUCCCAUCAGCAUAAAACAGCAGGAACAGGGAUUCAUCAGACCAGGCAAUGUUGUUCAUAUUCAUUCUCCAGUGUCCAGUCUUUUCAUUCCUUUGCCCACUGCAACUGCAGUCUUGUUUUCUGCUGAAAGCUAAUGGGGAUCCAUAAUAAAAACUACAUUAAGGAUUAUAGCUUUCACCUGGGUUCACCUGGUCAGUCUAUGUCAUGGAAAGAGCAGGCGUCCUACCAGCUCAUUCCCACAGAAACCUGCAGAGGGAAGCAGUACCACCCAUUCAACCAUCAGACUCUAUUGUGAGACUGUCUCACAGAGGAUAUUCAACCCUAAAAGCAAAUUCAAGGUCAUCUCAAUAUCUUUACAGUAGAAGCUAACAAAACACACCAAAACUGACAAAGUGCACACAGAUCAGUAAAGAGAGGCUAACAUUCUAUAACGCUCCCUUUCCUCUGCAUUGUUCUCUCACAGUGAGAAACAAUAGGAUUACCAUAGUGUUCUACACUUUCUUCAUUUGAUCCAAUUCAACAUUGCCAAUUAUUUUAUGAGCUAAUGAAGUGGAGUGUCUAAUCUUAGCUGAUUUGAGAGAACUGAUGAGGCUUCUCUCCUUUAUGUAUACAUUGGUGUCUUUUUAAAUGGCCCAAUCUGUAGAUUCUCUUCUCACAGUCAGUGCAGUGAUGAGGCUUCUCUCCUGUGUGUAUACAUACAUUCAUGUCGUUUUAAGUGGCACAGUAGAGAGAAACUUGAUGCACAGUCAGAGCUGAUGUAAGGAUUCUCUCCUAUGUGUGUUGUCAUGACGUUGCCCUCUUUGGGUACAGCAAGCCCCAUCCCCCUCUCCCUGUCUCCUACACCUAGGCUGCUGUGGUCAGAGACAGGUCAUAAAUUCCUGGAGGAGAUUAUCUCCUCAUGGC
Messenger RNA from Oncorhynchus gorbuscha (pink salmon), 6533 nucleotides. RefSeq names its product oocyte zinc finger protein XlCOF7.1-like. Bases 197 to 2035 code for a protein of 612 amino acids. NCBI's taxonomy places the organism in Eukaryota, Metazoa, Chordata, Actinopteri, Salmoniformes, Salmonidae. The record is from RefSeq and is a predicted model, not a curated record. The transcript has 3 exons.